AUGCCUUCCAUCAUGGUACACCUGAUUACUGCCUUGACUCCUGGGCUAGAAGCAGCCCUGAAAGAGGACAUGAACUGUUGCUUGAGGAACCUGAUAGCUGCCAACAUCAAGACCUGCUAUGCUUGUAGCUCCUCCCAACUCCCAGACUUCUUUCUGGCCAUCAAUGAUAAGGAUCUACAGAAUGACAAAUCUGUCCUCUUGGACUUCCAUCAACUUGUCCCCCCUACAGAUUACAAAUCUUACUGCCCAUAUAUGAUUAUGUUCAAUUCCUGCCCUUGCAAAUUGUCCAAAGUCGAGGAUAUGCUUGCACCAGGCCUUCCACUUUACAUUUCUCUCUCAAGUACCACUUCUGGCAAGCAGUGCAAGCAGUUUGCAAAGUACUUUAUGAUCCCCCCCUCCCCCAACUUCUUGCCAUUCCCUGUGGGAGUUACUUCAGUUGUCUUCAUGUUUGCAUACAGAGACCCAGUAGAGGUUGUAACAGAUUCUGGAGAAGUUGUAGCAAGGAUUCCUAUUUGUAACAGGUCAACUGGGAUAGCAUGCACACAAAACAAUUGGACCAUCAAGACAGAUGGCUCCUGCAUGGCAUCUAUAAUCCCAGGCCACACAGCUCUGUGGGCCACAGGAUUCAUCAUCCACCAUUGGUCUUUCCUGUUAAUCCAUGCAUUGUUUUCUUUGUUUUCAUGGACAUGGGCCACACUCAUCUCAAGCAUUCAAAAUGGGACCAUCCCAGACCUUGAACAGAUAGACCAUGUCCAACCUUAUCUGCAGCAGUACAUUUGCCAUGGCACCACCCCAGGUAGAACCCUCAACUUCAAGGAUACCAAAACUUUUGUUGCUACAAUGGAUGAAUUGAUUGAGUUUCUUGAUGUGACACAAGAACCAACACAGGGACAAGUACUUCAAGUGUGGGAUCUUCAACCAGGAAAGUUCUACCAGCCUGUGUUGAUGACUCAUGAUGGGCUAUGGAGAUAUCCUAUAGAUGAUGUCAUCCAAGUGACUGGCUUCAACCUGCAUAACAGGUUACCAGUAUUUAGGUACUCCAGACAGAAGAAAAAUGGAUCUUGUCCAAAUGUGAAAUCCAUGAGACAGAAGGCAUUCACAGCCCUGGUUGCAACAAAUGACAAGCACCAAAUUGCAUUCAAUACCAAUGAAUUUGGUUUGCCCACAAUCCAGAUUGUGAAGCCUGGAACACUUACAGAUUAUUGGUGGUGGUGA
Pisolithus orientalis is the source of this 1215-nucleotide messenger RNA. RefSeq lists its product as uncharacterized. Bases 1 to 1215 code for a protein of 404 amino acids. The transcript has 8 exons. The record is from RefSeq and is a predicted model, not a curated record. Gene Ontology annotation, molecular function: acid-amino acid ligase activity. Gene Ontology annotation, cellular component: cytoplasm. Lineage: Eukaryota; Fungi; Basidiomycota; Agaricomycetes; Boletales; Pisolithaceae.